This is a messenger RNA of Fundulus heteroclitus (mummichog), 4185 nucleotides long. RefSeq names its product zwilch kinetochore protein (gene zwilch). The transcript has 18 exons. Gene Ontology annotation, cellular component: RZZ complex. Gene Ontology annotation, biological process: mitotic spindle assembly checkpoint signaling; protein localization to kinetochore. The record is from RefSeq and is a predicted model, not a curated record. Bases 252 to 2039 code for a protein of 595 amino acids. NCBI's taxonomy places the organism in Eukaryota, Metazoa, Chordata, Actinopteri, Cyprinodontiformes, Fundulidae.
AUGUGUGGGAUAUUGUGCGGUGCGGAGAACUGCAAAUUUCUGAAGUCCAAGUAUUUUAUUAUUAUUAUUAUUUUAUACUGCUCUGAUUUGGAGAUGACCCUUGAACUCGUGUCGUCAUCAACUAACUAGAGCGCGCGGAUGUCAAACGCAAACAAACAGGAUCUUGUAGUAAAUAUUGAUACCGUCAAUCUUUUUUAUACUGUUUUGGCCAAACAUUUUGCCCUGCAAACCGGCUUAGCAGCAUUUUUAUAAUGGGCACAAAGGUGGCAUCUAGCGCUAAGGAGUUUUCCAGACUUCUUCGAUCUCUACAGGAUGACCAAAGCAGUAACUCAUGCACAUACGAGGAGGACAUUCAUGUGACUAAGAUGAAAGGAGACAAAAUCCCUGUAAUGAAUUUAUACUGUGCCAGCCAGACUAUCUUUGUCUGUGAAAGAGCUGUAUCAAAAAUAAGUGAACCAGGAGAUGAGCUGAACACAGAGACAUUGGACUGUUCAGCUGAUGAUGAUGAUGAUGCUGAUGAGGAUCAUGAAGAUAGUUGUAAUGUUCUCCGUACAGAGCCACAACCACAGCCACUUACAGUCAUGAAAGCGAGACAGCUGCUGUCUUUAUACACAUUAUCUCAAAACCCUGGUGUGACCGCUGCAGACAACAACCCCAUCUUACACCCUCUGUGGGUGCAAUGCGACAUGUCUGAUCCCGCUGGGACAGUCUGGUUUGGUGCUGAACCGGUCAGUGUGGGAAAUAAAGUAACCGGGAUCAAAUUGUAUUCUGUUACCUGCAAAGGUUCAACUGUGGAAAAACAAUCUCUUGUAACAUUAGAAGAACUGAAGCAAAUGCACAAGAACAGACAUCACACCUCCUCGAUGGGGAUUAAAGGUAGUGCCAGGUUCAGUUUGUUUGGCUCCACUGUUGUCGAAAACACUACCAUCGGGUCACAGAGCAGCGUGACGGUGGAUUUCAAGUGGAGUCACGUGGAGAGCAUUCUUGAGGUCCCUCCUCUGUCUUCUACAGCCACUCUAAUUAUCAAAGUUGUCUGUGGAGACCCGAGAAGUCCGAUGUUUGAGAUGUUCAGGGAGAUAGAGUUUCUUCGGACUCUUGCAGAUGGUUUGAAAACUGGUGAGACUGAAUGGAUGGAACCUGUGGAAAGCACAUCAGCUGUAAAUCUGACCAAGGCCUACCUCGCAGAACUUAGAAACAUGGGAAAAACACUACAGGAUCAGGCUGCCAAAACAGCAGAGGCCCAGAAGUUGAAGCAGGAGACGGAGCCUCCCAUUUUCAACUCCUUGGAAAGAGGAGAUUUGGAUUUUGUGGAGCAGCUGUGGGUCCGGAUGAGAAAAAGCGUGACCUCCUACCAGGACGUCGGAGACUGCCUGAAGCUGGUCGUUGAAGCUCUGCGAUACGGUGACAUCAAGCCCUGGAUUCACAGAGACAGCAGCAGCUCUCUCAGCAAGCUGAUCCUGCAGUCGUACCACCAGCAGAUUGACCACGUGUCUCUUACAGGCAUCACCCCGGUCAUCAUGCUGCUGGAGAUGGGACUAGACAAGAUGAGAAAAGAUUACAUAAACUACUUGAUCGGGGAAGAAUUGACAACUCUCAACCACUUGUGUUACUACCUGAGCACAGAGGUCGAUUUGCAGGAGCAAGUGAUGAGACUCAGAAAACUGCACCACCUGCUGGAGAUAAUAGUAACCUGCAGCACAUUCUUGGGUUUGCCCUACGACCGGCUCUUUGUCCUCACUCAAAUGUGCCUGAAUCACUACAAAACAUCAACAUAUAACGAGGAACAUGAAUUCAAACUUCAGAUCAAACCAGCCCUUAUAACCCAUUUCUAUCAGAAGGAACGUCCUGUAGUGUGGGGAGUUGAGAUAUCUAGUGGUCAAGGUCUUCGUGAAGUCUGGACAUCCUUACAGCUCAGUGACAAGCCACUGGUUGAUCAUGUCAUCUUUGAAACAGAUUUGCCAAAUGAAACUGUAAAUGGGGACGAGGAGCCUGCCUUCUUUUCCACAAUGAUGUGCUCCAGCUUCAACAGCUUCGCAUGAAUUAACUGUUUGUAUUUGCUAUUAACAUUGUUUUUAUGCUAUAUUUUUUUCAUAGUACAUUUAUUAGUUUUUUUUUGUGGAUUUAUUUGGUCUUUUUGACCACAUUCUUAUUUUUGGCUGUUAAGAGACUUAGAAGAGGCUAGCUUUUGAACACAUUUUAAUCCAGAUAAAAGCGCAAAUGCAGAUGUUUCACAGCAGCCCUCUGAUGGGAAAAUACAACGGGAAAAUGUAGCAUGUCACAGCUGCAUUCACUUUCUACAUUGUCUGCAGAACCAGUGCUUCAUGUUUUGUCAGCAAACUGUAUACACAUCAAAUGAAUAAAGUUAGAAUGUAUCUUUAAAUCUUUAAAAAUCUUUAAAUCCACGCAAAAAUGAGUAAAGAAAAGGAACGCUUGAAUUGCACGAGGGCGUUCGUGACUGUAAACGGCUCCUAGUUCCUCCUUCGCAGCAGGAACAUGAGAAAGACGGCGCUGAUCAAAAUGGAGAGCGUGCACACAGUGGGGACGACGAUCUCAGUCACCAUCUCCAUGUGGCUGGUCAGCGGGUCUGCAAAACACAUUCACGCUCAUUACAACCUCGCCGUGUACGCAGACGUUGUUUAGGAGGCUAGUGUAGACGCUCAAGCACAGCACUCAAAGGGUUAAUUUUCCUUCCUUACAUAGAAUCAUACUGUGUCGGAUUUAUUUUAAGCACGGAGGUUUUCUUACCAUGUAUAAGUCUUAGAAUAUUGGCAGCAGUACUCCGCUGUUCCUCUAAUGGAAAAAGAGAAAGUACUUAGAGGUGAUUAACGACACUUUAACCCUUUGAGGACUGCAUGCAGCCGCCGGGGAGUAUUUCAGAAAGCUGCAACUUUAAUCCACUUGAAAGCUCAUUUAGGGCUGUGCAAACGUACUUUCAACCUGCUAGACUUCCUCGGCCUUAGCAUUUUGUUUCACUUAAAUGUUUCAGGUCCCCCUCAAAAAAAUUCGUAUCAGAUAAAGAUACAUUUAUAUAAUAUAAAAAGCAGUUUUCAAACUGUUUAUUUGAUUAAAGCUAACAUCCUGUGUUAAAAAAACAUUGUUGGUUAUCUUGUUAAAUCAUAAAUUAACUGAUUGACUACGUUUGGUGAGUUUAAUGUCACUUGCCCUACAGAGCUUUGAUUACUACCAGAUCUGUGGUAUCAACAAAUGACUUAAAUAGAACCAGUGUGACCGCAUGAAGUAGGCAAAGAAGCAAAACAAAAGCAAAUCAUUACUGCCCCAAUCUAAAGAUCCUUGAGAACAUAUGAAGAGCAAUGUCACUGACAUGGAUCUGUUUUCAGCGGGUCGUGAAACCAUAGUAUUUAAGUCUUACUGACUAGCCUUUCACAGUGAGAGCCAUUAUCCACCAAUAAAGAAAACAUGGAAUAGUGGCACACCUUCCUAGGUGUUUGCCCAAAACACUCCACAAGCACACUAAUGACGCACCCAGGUCACAAAAACCCAGAACAACAUUUGAAGCACUGCAGACCUCUCUGGCUUCAGUUAAGGUAAUUAUUUUUUGUUUAAAUGAUAAGAAAAAGACUGCAGAAGUACCAUUCGAGUUCUAAGGCAACAGCUGGAAAAAACAUUGCGACCCGCCUCACACCUACCAGAUAUCUUGAUGAUCCCAAAGACCAGCAAGUCCAUCUAAGAAUGUUUUAAAAAAAAAAAAAAAAGCUUUCUAAGGGGCCCACGUCAAAGUCUGGACUUGAAUUAAGAUCCUGUGACAUCAAGAACCCUUCAAUGUGGAUGAAUUAUAACAACCCUGCAAAAAAAAUCAUUCGUCCACAGUGAUCUAAAUAAUUCAUGUCCAGUUGUUGCGAAGACAAAGAGGAGCACAACCCAUUUGGAGGUUUAGAGGGCAAUCCAAGGGUUAGGGCAUAUAUAGCUUUUCCUCUUGUUGAAUAUAGUCAUUUAUUGCCCUGUUUUUUUUUUAUUUUCUGAAACGUGUUUGUGGAUUUGAAACAUUAAUGUAAAAACAACAACGCAAAUGAAGAAUAAAUCAGUAAGCAAACAUUUUUCAGAUCAGCGUACAUGAAUCUUAACGCAAGUAUGGCCAAAUCCUUUUUUAUUGGUCUCUAAAUUCCAUUUUAUAUAACUUGUAUUAUACUGCGUCUUGCUUGCUGAAAUACUCCUUAUGCAAAAAAA